AUGACGGCGGAAGCUCGCCGUUCUUCACAAACAGAGUCUCCAGAUCAGUCCACCGCGGCGCCCUCGUACAAGAGACGGCGGAUCGCUCUAGCAUGCACGUCGUGCAGAAAUCGCAAGUCUCGUUGCAAUGGAGUCAAACCCGCUUGCAGCCUUUGCGUUGAGCUAGGUUUCGAAUGCAUUUACCAACAACCAGCUGCUGCAAACGGCGUCAAUACCACCGUCCCACAGCAGAAUUCUAGUGGAUAUGAUGAGAGACUCCGUGCCAUUGAAGAUACACUGCGCCUUCUGGUAGAUCAGAAUGAACCAUCUGGACCCAAGCGAAGAGAAUCCUACUUUCGUCGCGCCGAGGUCCUAGAGCAGGUCGAGCAGCAGCAGCAGCAGCGCCAGGUGACGGUCAACUCUGAUGAGGAUGUUGCGAUCCUGGAUGAAGAUGACGAUCAGCCUGCGAAUGCUGGGGAAGACUCAGUCGACGGCAUGGCCGCCAUCACUGACCCAGAAGACAGAGAAUCGCGAUUCUUCGGCCCCUCAUCCAAUAUUACCUUCUUACGCCAUAUCUCAGACGCCACUUCAACCACCUUAAAGGCUAUAGGUCAAUCGCGAACCUCAGAACCACCACUCGGACAGUCCCUUGUCUCAAGAGCCGCCUCGCCUGUCACGACAUUGCUAUCAGAAAAAAGCCCUGCCGUAAGAAGUCAGUAUGUCAAUAUCAGAUCUCUUCCGUCUGAAUCUCGAGCACUCCAUCUCAUUCAACUAUUCUUCUCCGACACUGGAAUGCUCUUUCCAUACAUUCAUGAGCAAGAAAUCCUUCGAACAUACUCCACCGCUCGGCGGAAUCGCUUCGUUUCUGUGAGCCGGUCCUGGCUUUGCCUCCUAAAUGUUAUCUUUGCAUUCGCCACCUAUAUCAGUGCCAGACCAGAUCAGCCUGCGGAGAAGAAUGCAGCAGAGUCAGAAGUUUUCAUGGAAAGGGCACAAGCGCUUGCAGAUGAGAUUGAGUUGAAGUCAGCCAAUCUGGAGAGUGUGCAAUGUUUCCUGUUGAUGGCGCAGUAUCGUCAAGGUACCCAGAGAUCCGACAAGGCAUGGAUUCUUCACGGGAAAGCGGUGCGUGCCGCGCUACAGCUGGGCCUCCAAUCCCGGUCGACCUUGGCCGGAUUCAGUCCUGUCGAAGCAGAGAUAAGGAAGAGAACGUGGUUUGCUUGCAUGAUACUCGAUAGGACUUUAAGCAUGACCUUUGGCCGUCCCGCCACAAUUCCAAAUUCAUACAUGACCUUGGAUCUACCUAUCAACCAAAGCCUCGACAAGAUCGCUAUGGCUGCGCCUGCAUCAGCUGGCCAUAACGGGAUUGAAUCACCAGAUACCGUUUGUCUCUUCACUGCAACCAUACAAUUAUACUACAUCCUUGAAGAUAUAAUGACCCAGUUGUAUGGUUCAAACGUCGAUACUGAUCCACAGUUGACUAUGCCUGUCAUGUUGGAACGAACGCUAUUGCUGGAACAGCGCAUGGCAGAAUGGAAGCGAAAUCUACCGUACCAGCUACAGCGGAAACCAUGGGUUGAGAUCGCACCUGGCACAGUGGGUUCACCUGCAAGGGAUCCAAUCUCGGAUCGACUCAGUGUGAUCAUCACACUACGAUAUCUCAACACACGUAUCUUAUUGCACCGACCGGUCCUGAGCACCUUUCUGCAGAGGAGGGCUCGACUCAGAGCAGAUGGGGGAGCAUUUGACGACGAGGACCAUUUCUUCCGUGACCUUGGAGAACGGAGCAUCAAAGCCUGUGAGCAGUCGGCUUCUGAGAUUGUCGAGAUUGUGCAAAGGACCAGUCGGCCUCCGGCUCUACUAGGUGCAUGGUGGUUUUCGGCAUACUACACAUUCAAUGCCGCACUCGUGAUAUUCAGCUGCAUCUUGUUGGAAAUCACUACUACCAACCGAUGGACAGCCUCGGGACCUACCAUCACGGUGGCUGAGCUGCUGGACACAGGCAGGAUCAUCGACAUGAUCACACACCUGCGGAGAGCCGCCGAGACACUACAACGAUUUGGCGAGGGCAUGAGAUCUGCCAAACGGAUCCGCAAAACAUUGUUGAAACUGGUGCACAUCUGCAUGAAUCUGGCGCAGAGUAACAACGAACAAGGAGCUGCCAUAUUAUCAGCCCUAUCAAGCAAUUAUGACGCCGAGAUGGCCCAGCUACAGCAACAGAUUGGUCUUGAUCUUGCCAAUUCAGGUGGAGGCAUGGUACAAGGACCGAUGAUCACAGGGGAUGGAAUGAUGUUGCCUCCUACGACGAUGGACCCCUUUGCGACGUACGAUGUUGGAAUGCAUCAGUACUGGUCUGAAAACACGAUGGAUUUGUUCAACGAUUUGGUCGGUGUAGAAAGCGGAUUGACGUCCCUCAUGGCAGGUUAG
Exophiala mesophila is the source of this 2400-nucleotide messenger RNA. RefSeq lists its product as uncharacterized. NCBI's taxonomy places the organism in Eukaryota, Fungi, Ascomycota, Eurotiomycetes, Chaetothyriales, Herpotrichiellaceae. The record is from RefSeq and is a predicted model, not a curated record. Gene Ontology annotation, cellular component: nucleus. Gene Ontology annotation, biological process: positive regulation of transcription from RNA polymerase II promoter by galactose; DNA-templated transcription. The transcript is spliced from 5 exons. Gene Ontology annotation, molecular function: RNA polymerase II cis-regulatory region sequence-specific DNA binding; zinc ion binding; DNA-binding transcription factor activity, RNA polymerase II-specific. The coding region runs from base 1 to 2400 and encodes 799 amino acids.